Molecule: messenger RNA, 3979 nt
Organism: Gadus chalcogrammus (walleye pollock)
Lineage: Eukaryota; Metazoa; Chordata; Actinopteri; Gadiformes; Gadidae
Gene: mix23
Product: mitochondrial matrix import factor 23
Exons: 5
Coding region: 47-481 (144 amino acids)
Cellular component (GO): mitochondrial intermembrane space; mitochondrion
Source: RefSeq, a predicted model, not a curated record
GGUCAGGCAUACAUUCAGACACCUCGUGAAGGACCCUGCAUUCACCAUGGCGGCGCCCGGUGAACCUUUAAACUGUGAGGACUUCUCAAUGUUUCAGGAGGCCCUGAGGGUGAUCCGGACCAUCGACGACCGCAUCGUCCAUUCCCUGAACACGAGCGUCCCCACCGUCUCCUUCUCAGGCCGAGUGGACGCCACUCAGACAUGUGAAAAACUCUACCAAACGAUGAUGGAGGCCCAUCUGAGCAGAGACAAAGCCAUCAAGGCGUGUUUAGCCCAGACCUCUGAGGCAAUGGGACACUUGAGAGAAGAAAGGACAAAAGAUGCUGACAACCUUGCAGUACUUAAACAGCUUAGAAAAGAGCAAACCAAGUUGAAGCUAAUGCAGUCAGAGUUGAAUGUUGAGGAGGUGAUCAAUGACAGAAGUCUGAAGGUUUUCAAUGAAAGAUGCAGAACUCACUACACGCCCCCUAAGGUGAAGUGACUUGAGUCUGUGUACGGUUCAGAGAGCUGCCCCCAGACCAGCACUAUUCUGGAGCUACCUAGAAACGAAGCCGGACCCCGUCUGCUCUCCCAGCCCUCCCAUCACUGUGGCCCCUCAUCCCGAUCCAGAGAGCUGCUUGGACCCUGACCCUGUACUGCCAUAAACAAACUGGAAAGACCCCCACCUCCCUUUCAGCGGGGGAGGGUUCCCCUCUGUCUCUCCUCGUCUGAAAGGCAUUGUAUGAAAUUUAUUUUAUAUAAAUAUAUACGUACUUAAAUGCUUUCUGGUUCUUUCUGUGAUAUAAGCCCUCUCCACCAGAAAUUGUGGAGAUAGAAUUUUUUUUUUUUUUUUUAAGAGACAUGACAUGUCAUCGCCAUCAUCACAUUCAUCAUCAAUGUAUGUGUUGGCCCAAAACAAAUGGAGGAAUUAUCUUUGUUGAAGUUGAGUUGAUCACAAUGGUCCAUACCCCUCCCACCUUUAGGCUCAUCUGAUCACAAUUGUGUACACCUCAUAAAACUGCUCUCAAGAGAGGCAAGGUACUGACUGUACAUAUUAAGGACUGGUCAGAGAAUGCUUGCCUGUCUCUUCAGGGCUGUCAUUUUGUCACAAAAACAUUAAGAACAAUUUCUUAUUUACAGCAUUGAUCUGGUCCAAGUGGCCCCAACAGGAAUCAAGGUACAAAUAAAAAAUACACAACGGAUAUACAAAUGCACAGCCUAUGUACAGACAAACAAAAAUAGAACACAAAUGUAAAUGAAUGCAACGAGUGUAAAAGGGCUGGACAGGGUUUAAUGAAUAAAAGACAACCAAAAUAAAUGGAUGUGUGUGCGUGCGAGCACACGUGCAUGCGAGCAGAUGCGUGUGUCUGGGUGGAAAAAAAAUCGAAUAUAAACGCAAGCGGUGAUUAACGGGGUCCGAGCAAAAUUAAAAGUCAAGAAGACACUAAUGGAAGAUAUAUAAAUGACAAAUAAUUAUGAAGGAAAGAUGAUGAAGAUGUUCCACUUAAUGCAAUACUGUGCCUCGGCUUUCAGGUGAGCUGCAAAGCAAUGGCCGAAUGUCAUGUUCAGCACCCUAUAAUCGGGAUUCGAACUCUCAACCUGUACAAGGCAUUAUCCCAUUGAGCCACUGAUAAACCUGAACUGCAGCCUCAUUCACAUGUUCAAAAUGUUUAUUGUUAACGACAUCCAGAAACCUCCAAGCACACAUUUCUCAAGUGAAUUAAGGGCUUUCUUCAAAGCAUAUACCUGAGAAAGCUUUGAAAUUCUGGGGAAAUUAAACCUUUAGUUUGGAGUCAAGAACACUAACGGAAGAAAUAUAAAUAUGACAGUUAAUUAUGAAGGAAAAAUUCAGGAAUUUCAGGUGUUGUUCAGGUGUUUCUUAAAUGAGUGGCAAUGACAGAAUGUCAUGUUCAGCUUGUUCAUAAUGCUCUGAUCAAUAAGGGAGCCGAAGACCAGGGGGAAAAAGAUGCAUCUGAUUUUAGAGAUUAAUAUGAUGAAAGAAUUUUGAGUCCAGGUCAAUCUAGUAAGGAGAAAUAAGGCUAGUUCAUAUUUUUUUAAAUAGUGCCACCUUUGGGUGUAGUACCACAAUUUGGGUUUAUGGGUAGUGGGGGGUAUUGGUAUCCACCUAAUAAUAGUCUUUAUACAAUAACAAAAUGGUCAUAAAAGAAAAAUGGGCUAACUGCUCCAACUUUAUAGGCCAGUAUUUCUCAAAUGGAACUAAAUAAAACUAAUUCUGUUUGAUCGAGUCCUUCAGGAACAACAGAGAAGAGCAAGAAGUGCAUUUUAUCUUAUGUGCCUAAACACUCAAUGCUCUGUUCAUUGUAGUCUUUCAGAGCAAAUGUGUUUUUCUUUGUAUUUUUGGUCUUUCUCUCAUUGCUUUGUUUAUGUCAGACAUGCUAAUCAGAUUUGCUUUUGCACCAGUAUCUAAUUUCAGUGUAAAUAUAGUCCCAUGUAUUUGUAGUGGUGCUAUCCAUUUAUCAUCUUUAACAGAAAAGAUCUGAAAUUCUGGUUUCUCUUCACAUUUCACCGUGCCAACAAAAAAUAUUUGGCUCAAAUCAGUGUCCUCCACAACAUGAACAGAUUUUCCUUUUUGUUUCUCUAUUCUUUUUGAAAAACAUUGUAUUUUUUGGUAACUGGGCAGAGUAAUUAAAACAUGUUAAUCCGCUGGUCCACUAGCAACUCUCUGUUACGGUUGAGUUAACCUAUAGUACAGCACACAAGUUCAGUCAGUGAUGUGAUUGUGCCCCGGUUUUGCCAUGUUAAAUUAAGCUGCACACUGUGUUCGUCAGGAACGAAAUAAAGCUCCUUCAAUGUGCAAUAAGAAGCCUCCCAUGAGUUACUACAUAAAUGUCGACGAGGAUAAACUAAAGCCGGUGCCUCGUGGGGAUGCAAGCAAACAGUAAGACUCUGUAAAGUUAGCGAAUCCGAAUCGGACGUUACCCGGAAAUAAUCAUGGCAGCGGCCUUGGUAGGGAGCACCGCUCCGUUCCACAGUAGCUGUGUUCGAAGUCGUUCCCUAUUCACUCACUCACUAUUCCCUAUAUAGUGUUCAUGAUAUAGUGCACUACAUAGGGAACGAACAAACGAGAAUUCGGACACUACGCUGAACAUUUCUAAGCGUCAUUUGCGUCAGUAAAUGCGUCUGGUAUUUAUGUGACGCAGACAGAUGCACCCACAUCAUGUAAACAAACGGGCACUCAUGAAGAAAGCUGGAGGUUGUAUUGAUGUUAAAUGUUACAUUUCCUUGAUCAAGGUUGUUUUUAUUAAUUUUGAAUGUUACAUUUUCUAUGUUAAAUUCCAAAUAAAUUGACAUUUCUAAACGAAAGCCGGAGACUCCCAUCAUUAAAUGUAUUCGUUUUCGCAGUAAUUCAGCUUCUUCUCCUCCAGAAAAACACGACCGCAUUGCAUUGUGGUAUACGGGAGUAACAUGUAGGGUACAUUGUAUGUACACUCAAAUUUUGGGUAUUUUAAGUGCACUAUAUAGUGCAUGAAAUUAACCACUGAGAAUUCGAACACCACUACAAAAUGGCGAGCACCCUAUAUAGUGCACUAUACCCGUGAUAGGGAACGAUUUCGCACACAGCAAGUGAGACGCAGACGUGAGAAGAAUAUUGUGAGGGUUUCCACCAUUUUAUUUAAGCUAAUGAAAUCACAGAUGCAAGUCGGCAGAAAGCUAUAUUGCUCAGUUCAGUGGGAAGUCAGACGUACAGCCUUGUGAGGAACCUUGUCAGUCCCGCCAAGCCCGGAGACAAGACGUUUGCCGAACUGGUCAAGAUUUUAAAGGAACAUUUCAACCCCAAACCCAGCGAGAUUGUGCAGUGGUUCAAAUGUAAUUCCGGACUUAGGAAGCUUGAGAAAACUGUAAUGGACUGACGUGGAUUAUGCCGGACCGUUCAUGGGAAAAAUGUUUUUUGUGCUCAUAGAUGCACAUUCAAAAUGGAUGGACGUGUAUCCAGAGAACUCUGCCACCUCAGCCACCACAAUUGAGUGCCUGCGUACCA